AUGGCGGCAUCUUGUUCUGCAUUUCCCUUCCUGGUGCAGUCCGAGUUUGAGGGUGCAUGUCAAGAUCUCGUCGAUCGAUGCACUUCGGCCCAAAAUAUUGGCUGGUCCACCGUUCGAUUGCUCAUGAAGUCAGAUGGAACCAGCCUCAGAAUAACAAAAUGGGUCGAUAUCCCUAGCCCGCGAGAAUCCUCAGCGCUGGAGGACCUUGAAGAAUCACAGGAAGACGAGGAUCCGGAAGCCCUCGUUCGCGUCAAACCUCAACCCAGCUUACAGAUCGAUUAUGACAUCUUGUUGUCCCCCACAUAUCAGGUCCCCGUCUUGUACUUUGGCCUCAGGUGGCACAACCACGGCCCACUCGGACUAGACGAAGUCUACCAGUAUGUCGUACCGGAACGGUACAGGCAAGAAUUGAAGAGUGUGGGUGUAAUGGGCGGGAUUAGUAUGGGUUACCAUCCUGACUCUGGCGCCCCGGCCUUUUUUGUCCACCCAUGCAACACCGCGGAUGCCAUGGCGAACAUUGCAGACGCACAGAGCGUCACUCCUGGGUCAUAUCUCCUCAUCUGGCUCGGCCUUGUAGGUCAUUGCGUGAACCUGCACGUCCCACGCGAGCUUUUCGCUUAG
Messenger RNA from Penicillium digitatum Pd1, 621 nucleotides. Lineage: Eukaryota; Fungi; Ascomycota; Eurotiomycetes; Eurotiales; Aspergillaceae. The record is from RefSeq and is a predicted model, not a curated record.